UGAAAGAGCCGUUCCCGCGGACGGUUACGGGUCUGCAGAUUUUCCCCAGGCUGCGGUGGAACUCGUUGCUAGGCUGACGUCAUCGCUUCCGCCCUGCUCCUCCUCCUCCCGUGUCGGCGGCGCUGCUGAGAGAAUCCAACAUGGAGUAACAGGAGAUGGGGCUCGAACGGGGCCACCACCAGCAACAGCACCGCACACUCACAACCACUGGCGUUUUGUAACAAAAUUCACACUCCAGCACGGCAAGAAAAAGGGUGCGCUUACACUGUACAGAGACCCGCGUUAACAAGAAAGCAAGAGAAGAACCGGCAAAAUGUGAAAAAUGAGGAGAGUACAGUCUGUACCCGCUGUGGGAUAUUAUUAUAGGUGAAAAGAAAAAAAAAAAUGACCGAAGAAACACACCCAGACGAUGACAGCUACAUUGUGCGUGUCAAAGCAGUGGUUAUGACCCGAGAUGACUCUAGUGGAGGAUGGCUUGCACAAGAAGGAGGUGGUCUAAGCAGAGUUGGUGUCUGUAAAGUCCUUCACUCAGAGGCUCUCAAUGGGACAAGUGACUUUCUAAUCCAUGGCGAGCGACUAAAAGACAAACAGGUGGUGCUUGAAUGCUUCUUGAAGAAAGAUUUGAUAUACACAAAGGCAACACCUACAUUUCAUCACUGGAAAAUCGACAACAAGAAAUUUGGGCUGACGUUUCAGAGUCCUGCAGAUGCUCGUGCAUUUGACAGAGGUGUGAGGAAAGCAAUUGAAGACCUGACAGAAGGAUCUACUACUUCCUCUUCAACAAUCCAAAAUGAGGCGGAGGUCGGUGAUGAUGAUGUGUUUACAACUGCUACAGAUAGUUCAUCAAACUAUUCCCAAAAGAAGGAGCUGCCUAUGCAGGCACUGACCUCCUCGACCUUCUGUGAACCCCGCAGACAUCGCUGCAUCUUGGGCCAUUUGCACGACCAUUACAAUCCACAUGACCACUACCUUCUAGAUCAGUCUGUGCCUAAACUACAGCUUCAUGUCAGUUUUCAAGACGACGAGGAGGACAUUGUUCGGAUCAAUCCUCGAGAGAGGACCUGGCUCACAGGGUACGAGGACUACAGACACGCAGCCGUGCGUGAAAAAUGUAUCGAAACUGAGGAAAUGGACUCGUAUGUACAUUUUACCAAAAGUGAGGCCUCAAAACACGACUACAAUUAUCCUUACAUCCCAAACUCAGACUCUGGGCUGAGCAAAGACCUAAAGCGCAGCAGCAGUGUUGUAAACACUCAGCCUCUCUCUUUGAAAUCCAAAUCGAGACGGAGGAAGGAGGAUGGGGAGAGGUCAAGGUGCAAGUACUGCAGGGACAUGUUUAACCACGAGGAGAAUGGGCACGGACAGUGCCAAGACGCCCCGGACCCCAUUCGUACCUGCAUCCACAGAGUCAGCUGCAUGGGGUGCGCAGACAGUUUGCUUUACCACUGCAUGUCUGACCCUGAAGGCGAUUACUCGGACCCUUGUUCUUGUGAUACCAGCGAUGACCGGUUCUGUCUCCGGUGGUUGGCACUUGUCGCUUUGUCCUUCUUGGCUCCCUGUAUGUGCUGUUAUCUGCCACUGCGUGCAUGCUACAACUGUGGUGUCGCAUGCAGGUGUUGUGGUGGGAAGCAUAAAGCAUUAGGAUGAUUGUUUUGUUGUUUUCUUUCUAAAUUCCAGUUAUAAAUAAGUUGUAGCACAUUAGCUUGGAUGAGACCGUAUAGAUGCAGGUAACUAUCCAGCCUUGCCCUCUGGUGAAAGAAGUUCCCAAUUUUAUAUGGGCCUUUUGUGCCACAAUGCAUUUAUCCUUCGUCAUACAUUUUAAAGGACUAACUAAUGAGAACUCAUUUAUAUAAAUAUGUAACGGGGGAAGAAUGUCUUGUACUUUAUAUUUUUUACAUUUAUUUGUUGUGUGUGGUUGUUGUGAGAAUACUUUUGAUAGGGUUUUUCUUUUUUGCCACAGCUUGCCAAGCAAAGACCCUUUUUUUUCUUUUUUUUUCCUCUUCUGCAAGCAAAGGCACUUAAAUUUAACUGGCAUAUAUAUAUAUAUAUAUAUAUAUAUAUAUAUAUAUAUAUAUAUAUAUAUAUAUAUAUAUAUAUAUAUAUAUCUAAAUAAAAUGUGUGUGUUUAAUUCAUCUGUAGUCAGGUGGAUGGUCGGAGCAUGUACACAUGCACUAUGUGUGUGUAUGUCUUGAAAAGAAAAUGGAUUAGUAACAAUUUCAUAACCUAUUAUUGUUACUUUAAUCGAAGCCAAAAUAACUAAAGUCCACUAAUUUCCUCUUGACAAUUACCCUUUAAUUUCCUACAGUAAGAACUUUUUUACUUGUGUGAAAGAAAAACCUUAUUUGACAUCCAAAGAUUAGACAGUUUCACUUUUUUCACUAAAUUGAAACAUCAGCCAAUGGGAGAUUUUUUUUUAAAAGCACAGUAGUAAAGAUGACAAGAAGUAAAGGGAUUUAAAUGUUUACCAUUUCACAAUUAUAUGUGCUCUUUUAGUAUUUAAAAAUACACGUUUUUUUAACAAUUUUAAAAUCUUCUAUUUUUAACUCAUAGCACACACACAGUUAUCAUUUAUAGCAACAGUCAGUGCAACCUUCACAAUAUGAAAGGGAUUAAAAAACAUGCUUUAAAAAAAAAAAUGCCUGAAGGUUAUGAAGCACUGUUCCUUUGUCAUUCUUAAAUACAUAGACAAAAAUGAACUAAUGAAGGGUGAUCGGUUGUGAGUAAUUUUGCCAAACUAUCUUGCAAUAUUUGUUUUGUAUAAAAUAGUCUACACAGUAGCUGAAGGCUUCACGUCUUUAAAACUAUACUGAGAAGAAUGAGUGUUCUGGUUUUGUUUCUCAUCGGUGAUUGGUUUAAUAUUGGUGGCACUGGAUAUAUAAAUGCUUUCAAUUGGUGGGUGAGUGGUCACAGAUUAUUGUAAAUCCUAAAGGAGACUUAAAACAAAUAUUUUACCCAUGUUCAAAACUUGUAAUCAGCUUGAAAAUAGUAUUUUUCUAAUAUAUUUCAAGGAAUAUCCAAAUAAUUUUGUAAUAGAAAAUAAAAUAAAUAACACUAGAAAUUAUAGCUAAUAGCAUAGUACAAUCUGAAUUUGAGGCAGCUAGGAAUGGUCUGUUAAAGCUGGUGGGUGGCUUCAGCCAGAUUUACUUCCUGCAGUAAAAAUCUGCAAUGAGAACGUAUCCUUAUCCUACUGUGCAUUAACAUAGGUCUUACCCUCCACCCGAUAAAUAAACUAAACAUGCUUGCUGUCUUUUUUGGUAACCCAACUUUACCAGUUUUGUUUUAUAUUCACAAUACAGGUACAAGGUUUAGGUAACACUUCAGUUAUCUUUGUAAUCCUAUUUUGUUGCAUUGCUGCCAUUGGUGUUUAGGUUUCAAUAGUGGAUACAAAAGAAAGGGACGGAAUUACUGUAUAGUAGCUAGUCAACCAGGGUGACAUUGUAAAGUAUAUGUAUAUGAAAAUAAGUUUAUGUACAUUUUAUAUUUUCCUGAUCACAGUGAUAAAUCUAAGUUUUUAAUGGAUAAGCCAGCCUCAAAUUAAUCCUACCCUUUAAACAAUACCCAAAUAUUGUACUUUAUGAUUGACGUAUGGUCUUACAAGUGUAAGAAAGCACAACACUAAAAUGAGACCUUAUACAAAUUGUGCAAGUAAUAGUGCCCAAAGUUUAUUGUAAGUCAUAUGUUUAGUAUGUACUUAAGGCCUUUAUGUCCUACUGUAAUUUAUUUGGUAUUGCAAGUUCUUAACACAUUUACACUCAUUUUGAUAAGUGAAAUCAUGACAAAUGUAUGAUAACAAAUGUGUAUAUAGCCGUUCUUAUUGUACAUUUUCCAUUUUAAAAUUUCCAAUGUGUAGUGUUCCACCCAGUCAGCUUUGCAACACUGGCAUCAGUAGAGAAUUUACAUUUUAUUUUUGUAUCUAUAGUAAAAUUAACCAAAAGCGUUCAUUUAUUUGGUGCAGUCUUCAGCAAAUGCACACAUUUUAAUAACAAAAAAGUGCCUGAAGCAUACAUCUACCAUCUCCUUAUGUACAAAAACAAAACGCUGUUGAAUUGAUUAGAUUUGUUUUUGGUUUUUUUUUUUACAAUACGCAUUUUUACCUCUGUAAAAAGCUACAAAAUAUCAAAUGUAUGAUGUACAUUUUUUAGUUAUUCUAUUUUUUUUUUAUUGUUUCUAAUAUGUAUGAUCAAUGUAGCUUUUGCUUUACAAAUGUACUAUGUAAAUACAAAUACAUCAUAUCAAAA
This is a messenger RNA of Acipenser ruthenus (sterlet), 4238 nucleotides long. Its product is annotated as sprouty-related, EVH1 domain-containing protein 2-like. The coding region runs from base 385 to 1647 and encodes 420 amino acids. NCBI's taxonomy places the organism in Eukaryota, Metazoa, Chordata, Actinopteri, Acipenseriformes, Acipenseridae. Gene Ontology annotation, cellular component: membrane. Gene Ontology annotation, molecular function: protein kinase binding. Gene Ontology annotation, biological process: negative regulation of MAPK cascade; multicellular organism development. The transcript is spliced from 6 exons. The record is from RefSeq and is a predicted model, not a curated record.